This is a messenger RNA of Camelina sativa (false flax), 534 nucleotides long. The record is from RefSeq and is a predicted model, not a curated record. NCBI's taxonomy places the organism in Eukaryota, Viridiplantae, Streptophyta, Magnoliopsida, Brassicales, Brassicaceae.
AUGUCGGGUUCACAUCUGCUUUUGAGUUUUCUCUCGAUACUCUUACUCUGUCGAGUCUCUGUGUCAAGCAUCUUUAUGUUAGACGAUCCUGUUGUUGGUCUUGUUGCUUGCCGUCGUCCCAACCAUAUUCAAUCCCUUACACAGUUCAAGAACGAGUUUGAUUCCACCGGUUGCAACCAAACUGACUACUUCAAUGGAGUCCGGUGCGAUAACACGACAGGUGAGGUCGUUAAGCUACAGUUACCAAGUGGUUGUCUCAGUGGAACUCUGAAACCCAACAGUAUCCUUUUUGGUUUUCAUCAUCUUCGUUACCUCAAUCUCUCUUACAACAACUUCACUUCCUCUUCACUCCCUUAUGAGUUCGGAAAUCUCAACAAAUUAGAGGUUUUAUCUCUUUCCUCUAAUGGCUUCAUAGGUCAAGUUCCUUCCUCCUUUAGUAACCUAAGCCUGCUCUCCUUUUUAGAACUUUCCCGAAAUGAGCUCACCGGUAGUUUCCCGCUUAUACGGAAUCUAACCAAACUCUUGCUUCUCUAA